Messenger RNA from Medicago truncatula (barrel medic), 1432 nucleotides. Its product is annotated as branched-chain-amino-acid aminotransferase 2, chloroplastic. The record is from RefSeq and is a predicted model, not a curated record. Bases 86 to 1159 code for a protein of 357 amino acids. Gene Ontology annotation, biological process: branched-chain amino acid metabolic process. The transcript is spliced from 9 exons. Gene Ontology annotation, molecular function: branched-chain-amino-acid:2-oxoglutarate transaminase activity. NCBI's taxonomy places the organism in Eukaryota, Viridiplantae, Streptophyta, Magnoliopsida, Fabales, Fabaceae.
CCAACAUUCAACCUUUGAAGUUUGUAGCUCAAUUUCUCUUCGACGUACCCAUCCUACAUUUUUAUCUUACCUUUAUUGGUUGGUUAUGGCAACAUCCCAUCAACUACCCAACAAUGGUAAAGCUUCCAACAGGGAGACUGAAAAAAUAUAUGCCAAUAUGGAUUGGGACAAACUUACAUGUGGAGUGAUUCCAACUGAUUAUAUGUACAUAAUUAAAUCCAAUGAAGACCGAACCUAUUCAAACGGUACUCUCGUGCCUUUUGGAACCAUUGAUAUCAACCCACAUUCUGCUGUUAUAAAUUAUGGACAGGGAUUAUUUGAGGGCAUGAAGGCUUACAGAACAAAAGACGGCAAUGUGCAACUAUUCCGACCGGAAGAAAAUGCGCUGCGCAUGCAGAUGGGAGCAGAGAGGCUGCUGAUGCCAUCACCUUCUGUUGAGCAGUACAUUGAUGCUGUAAAACAAGUUGUUCAUGCAAAUAAACGUUGGGUGCCUCCUUGGGGAAAAGGAACAUUGUACAUUAGGCCUUUACUAUUUGGAAGCGGACCUGUUCUGGGUAUUGGACCAGCACCUCAAUGCACCCUCUUAAUAUUCACUAAUCCAAUUAGCAACAUUUACAAGGGACAAACAUCAGCCUUGAAUUUGUUGAUUAAUGAAAACUUUCCUCGUGCAUAUCCUGGUGGAACUGGUGGAGUAAAAAGUAUUAGUAAUUAUCCACUUGUUUUCCAAGUUGUAAAAGAAGCAAAAGCCAAAGGAUUUUCCGAUGUGCUUUUUCUAGAUGCAGUGGAACAUAAAUACAUUGAAGAGGUAUCUUCGUGUAAUGCUUUCAUUGUGAAGGGUAAGGUUCUUUCAACUGCACCUACACUUGGAACUAUUCUUCCUGGAGUCACAAGGAAAAGUGUCAUUGAACUUGCACGUGAUUUGGGUUACGAGGUGAUGGAACGCAAGGUCUCGGUAGAAGAACUGCUUGAAGCUGAUGAGGUUUUCUGCACUGGAACUGCUGUUGGGAUUUCUGCUGUUGGAAGUGUAACAUACAAGAAUAAAAGUGUUACGUUCAAAACAGGGGCAGAUACUGUGACUAAGAAGUUGUAUGAUUUGAUUACGGGCAUCCAGACAGGUCUCUUGGAAGAUAAGAAAGGAUGGGUGGUCAAGAUUGAUUGAGCUACAUUCUAAAUGUUUGUUGGUCCCAGCUCAACAUAAUUCUAAACUACUAAAUACUCCGGAUUGAGUAUAAUAUAAUAAUGACAUAAGCUUGUUUAUGUCACACAAAAAAUAUAAGCUCGUCUUGGAGAGAAAAAUAAGAUAAUAUAAGUAUAUGGUGUGUUUGUUAAAAUCACAAUGAAUCAUCGUGAUUUUGUAAAAAUUAUAUAACAAAAUUACGAUGGUUCAACAUGUAUUAACAAAUUAAUGUAAUAUCAAACAUGCUCUAAAUAA